Molecule: messenger RNA, 3277 nt
Organism: Drosophila teissieri
Lineage: Eukaryota; Metazoa; Arthropoda; Insecta; Diptera; Drosophilidae
Gene: Tab2
Exons: 4
Coding region: 352-2880 (842 amino acids)
Molecular function (GO): ubiquitin binding
Source: RefSeq, a predicted model, not a curated record
UCUCCGGUCACACUUCUGUUUUGUGAUCGCGAAAAGAGCGACGUGAAAAUAUACGUUUAAUUAAGUUUAAUGCGACAAAUAAAAUAAAUAACUAAAUUAAAACAAAUCGGAGCUUUUGCGUGAACUGUGCGUGUAGUUGUGAGUGUGUGAGAAAAGCAAAACGAAAACAAAGCCAACUAAAUAUUCGAAGGUGCAAAAGUGAAAAUUCAGAUUGAAAAGCACCGAAAUAUCGAAAUCACAAUAUUGAAUGUCAAAGAACCAACAGCAAAAAGAGCGGGGAACAAAGGAAUAUUGGAAAACUCCAAGAAUUUAACUUAUUUGGUCUCCAGCUGUGACAAAUGAUGGCCUAAAAUGGCGGCUACACCACCAAUGCCGCCCGGAUCAAACACCCACCAAUUGAAUGGCAAAACAGUCGGCAAGGGCAACCCCCUAACUGAGGCGAUCAAUCAGCACUUUCAGCGGAAGAACCAGAACCAGAACCAAAACCAGAACCAGAACCAGAGUCCCAAUCCCAGUCAUCACCCGAAUCACAAUAGUCCCGCUAGCCGCAGCGGGAGCUAUGAGCAGCUGGAGCUGCUGGAUCACGCAACGCAUCCGCAGCAGGAACAGGAAGCCACCAGUGGCAAGGCCAAGCCGAGCUGUCAUUGCACCAACAUUAGUAUUAUGCACCUGUUUCAUGAGAUGAAGCAGGAGUUCCCCACGAUACCGGAUGCCAUAGUGACGCAAUGCGUCAAUGAGAAUUGCCAUCAGCGCGAAAACUGUAUCCAGAUGUUGAGGAAGGAGCUCGCGCUCCAUCCCAUCCCAGUUCAAAGUUAUCCGGCAAAGGUGUUGCAGCAACAGCAGCAGCAACACCACCAGAACAGGCAGGCCAAGCCUCCCACGCCGCUCAAGCCGUCACGGGCAGCACCACCACAUCCGGAAGCAGGGCUGAGCAAUGGAGUGGCCACGUCGCCAGGUGUUGUUAACUCACAUCCUGAUACGCAGCCCAGGCCACGACCUACGACGCUUAAUCUGCAACGUCAGUUUAGCACGCAGCUGCAGCAAAAGAUUCUGCAGCGUCAGCAGCGUCAGCAGAGGGAUUACCAGGCGGCCCAGCUGACGCCCACUUCCUUGAGCAAGCCGCUGCGCCGGGCACCGCCACUUCCGCCGCCACCCAAGCCGAAGCCCGGCAGCUUCUCCAACGAUUCCUCAUGUCUUACCAGUCCCAUGAGCUCCAGCGAAUCGGAGCUCUCGCUCAAUGCGGCCCCCUUAUCGUCACCAACGUCGUUGACGGCGACUACUGGUGCUGCGGCGUCAGCAGCAAUCGCAUCAACGCAACAACAACCCUCGCCGGUGCGACAUCGCUCAGUCAUUACGCUACAGCCAGAGCCGCCGUACGCGCGCGAUUUUCGCAGCAUUGACUUUCCGGCGACGACUACGUGUACGCCGCCGCUUCCCUCGCCCAGCUCGGCAGCGUCACCAAGUGCCCCUGGCGGACGCAAGAGCUUCACCUCGCUCAAUCUCACCCUGCGCCAACCGACGGGCUCGGCGCAAUCGGCCAUUGACAUCACCGCCGGUCCGGCGCCCAGUGGGCAGGGCAGUGGGAUCACCUACUCCAGCGUUAGUUUUGACGCGCGCCGUGGAACGCAGAAGAAUUUCCAGCUGACUGUGACGGACGAGGGCAGUGUCUUCAGUGCGGGCAGCGUUCGACCAAGACCUUUAUACGCCGCACCCUGUGAACCGGUGGCCAGUGUUCCGGCGAAUCAACAGCCGCCUCCGCCAGCAGCAGUGGUGGCAGAUGGUCUGGGGGACGCCGAUAUGACGUCGGACGUGUUCCCAUAUCCAACGCAGGAGCAGAACCACAUUGUGGCAUCCAACUAUAGUAACAACCAUGCAGCCAGCGACAAUAACAACAUUGGGAUCAGCAACAGCACGGACAGUAGUCCCACCAUGCCCCUCUACGAAGGAGUCAUGGAGGAAUGCGAUCGCGAAGCUCAUGCCGCCACUAUUGAGCGGCAGAAGCAGCGGCGCGACAAGCUGGCCAAUGCGCUGAGGGACAACAAGAAGCGGCUGCUCGUCCUGGAGCAGGAGAUUAACAUCCUGACUGAGCCGGUGCCGGUGGGCGAAACUGAAAGACUGGAUAGAGAUAUCAAGCAACUGACUGAGGACUGCAAGCGGAUGCUUGACUGCUUAAAUGAACCACAGGCGAAUGGCCCUGGUCCGGCGACCAGUCCAGCGAACCGCCAGCACCUGUUACCCGCCAGCAAUGCUCCCCAGCAGCAGGCGCAGCAUCAGCCACAGCCAUUCCCGCGUCAGCGUCAAGGUGCUCGCGUCCAGGCGCCGCCCAGUUCACUGCGUCUGCACUCGGUGCCGGCAGCACCCAUAUCCCAGCCGGUGCAGGACUUCGGGCAGCACCACAGCAGUGCUCCCACCUCCGCCUGCCUGACGCCCCAGAUGCAGAGUCAACAGCAAAUGUUCCAGCUGCAGCAGGAGCCGCCACCGACGUACGCCCAGUACUAUCAGUUCCAGCAAUACCUGCAGCAGCAGCGACAGCAGCAGUUACAACAGCAGAUGCAGCAGCAACAGCAGCAGCAGUUGCAACAGCAGCAGUUACAACAGCAGAUGCAACAGCAGCUGCAGCCACAACAGGAGGAAGAAUACCUGUCCGACUCCGACGUGGAUGAGGAGGAGGAGAGGCUCGACUCUUGGGCCUGCAACAUGUGUACAUUCCGCAACCAUCCGCAACUAAAUAUUUGUGAGGCCUGUGAGAACGUUAGGAUCCAGCCGGGUAUGAUACGCAUUGUUCCCAGCGGAGGCGGGGCCGCUGCUGCUGCCACGCCCCCCAGCACCAUUGAGCAGCAACAGCAGCCGCCCCAGCAGCCGUACGCUCUGCAUACAUAACCCAAAAGCUGCAGCAAACGAUUACAAAGUUCUCUUAACGUGCAUGAGCUAGCUUCUGACUGUUCCUGCAUGCUCGACUUUGAAACUGUGAUAGCAUUUAAACUAGUAGGCGGCAGGUUCAUUAUCCACUGCAUGGCUCAACCUGAAAGACAUGUGCGAAACGAAAAGAAAACAGCGAACGGAAACGAAUUGCUUAAGCGCGGCCUCUUUAAAUUAUUUUUAUUUGAUUUAUGUAUGUAUAAUUUAAUAAUUAAUAAUUGCAAUCGCCUCAGCCUCAGGCCGUUUAAUUUAACAGUAACCUCUUACCGUUAAAAACUAGCUUUAAGCCAACGAAAAAACAGAGUUUAUUAUUUUUAGCCACCUCAAAAAUAAAUAAAGAACGUUAUUUAAAUAUUUA